CUGCGUAUUCGGAGUUAUCCACCAUGAAUGGAAGACUUAUUGUGCUGUGGCUUCUGAUCAUCUGUAUCGCAGCAGGUGCUGCACGCAGGAGGUCUAAGAAAAAGGAUGAGGUCAGAAAGCCUAAUUGUCCUACUGCAAAGACCUUCGGAUGCGCAAAGAUUUGGCUCCCUGUGUGCGGCAGUGAUGGAGUCACAUAUAGCAAUGAGUGUCUCCUCUGCAUGAAGAUGAGUGAAUCCAAACAGGAAAUCUCGAUCGCCAAAAAUGGACACUGCUGACCAGUAUGGUUGAUAAAAUCAACACUGUAAGGCAGCCCAGAAAAGUCCACUGUUGUCUCAUUGUAAUAAAGUCUAAGUUUGAUCAAACUGUGA
This is a messenger RNA of Gambusia affinis (western mosquitofish), 368 nucleotides long. Its product is annotated as serine protease inhibitor Kazal-type 1-like. The record is from RefSeq and is a predicted model, not a curated record. The coding region runs from base 24 to 275 and encodes 83 amino acids. The transcript has 4 exons. Gene Ontology annotation, molecular function: serine-type endopeptidase inhibitor activity; protein binding. Lineage: Eukaryota; Metazoa; Chordata; Actinopteri; Cyprinodontiformes; Poeciliidae.